Ostrinia furnacalis (Asian corn borer) is the source of this 1295-nucleotide messenger RNA. Its product is annotated as cytochrome b5. The record is from RefSeq and is a predicted model, not a curated record. Gene Ontology annotation, molecular function: heme binding. NCBI's taxonomy places the organism in Eukaryota, Metazoa, Arthropoda, Insecta, Lepidoptera, Crambidae. The transcript is spliced from 4 exons. Gene Ontology annotation, cellular component: intracellular membrane-bounded organelle; membrane. Bases 114 to 461 code for a protein of 115 amino acids.
UCAUUGUGAUUGAUUUCAUUUCAUUCAAGCUUUUCAGAAAUUAUUGGUGAAAGGUUGCACAAACUAGUGUAAUUUCAAUUCAAAUUCAAAAUAGUUAUUCACAAGUUUAUAAAAUGACUACUGAAAUUAGCAUCAGUGAAGUAAAAAAGCACAAAAGUAAGAAAAGUUUGUGGAUGAUAAUUCACAACGAUGUUUACGAUGUCACAAAAUUUUUGGAGGAGCACCCAGGAGGCGAAGAUACAUUAUUAGAAAAUGCUGGAAAAGACGGCACCCAGCCUUUUGAAGACGUUGGUCACAGUGAAGAUGCUAGAGAACUGUUGAAGAAAUUUAAAAUUGGGACCUUACCAGCAGCUGAAAAAAGAAAAGAUGUUCCACAAAACUGCAACACACUCAAAUGGGCACUUCUCGCGUUGGCUGGGGCAAUCAUCAUUGGUGUCGUACUAAAGAAAACCAUGGGAUAGAAACUGAAGAGUUGUGUAGGGGUCCAAUCCAAAAUGUUAGGGCUAAGUGUAAGCCACUGUGUAGAACUGUGUAAUCCUGUAACUGAACCUGCGCUGACACGGCUUACUACUUAUAACUAUUUAUACAUGUUUUUAUUAUUUAUAUUAUUACACUGUUAUUGUAAUUAUUACACGGAUUGAAUUACUUCAAUUGUAACUGAAACGUUUUAAAUUCACGGAUGAAACGAAUUUGUCAUAGUAUAUUUUUAUACUUACUUUUUAUUAUCAACUAACUGUCUUUGGUAGAAUACAGGGUGUACUUUUCUGUAGAAAACUUUAGUCGAUAGUCGAUAGUGAGCAAUCACUACUAUAUUAUUUGUUUUAAUAAAUCGAUUCAGUUUUAAUAUUAUGAAAGGAUCUAACAUUUCUAAUACUUUCAUCGUUUUUCUUUGAGUCAGGAUUAAAAUCGAUUGCAUUUUUUUCCUUUAAGGCNCGUGACUGAGAAAGUCGUGUGCGCGCGCAGGUUUGGUUGUGUAUAAUUAUAACUUGAGGCAUGUGUUGCUAUUUAUUCUAAAGCUGAGUGAUUGGAGACUUGGAGUGUUUACUUAUCGUAAUUUUAUUGUUAAUAUGUAUUUAAUACAUUAUUCCAAUGUGGUAUUUACUCUUUAUAUCCUUAACGAAUUAUGAGAUUUGUGACGAUUAGUUUACUUAAACAUUACAAAGCAAACUCAAAUAGUGAGUACAAAUUUUAUUUAAUGUAAGAUUUUUACUAUUUAUACACCUCUUUUAAUGCUAUUUAGAUAGUAUGGAGUAAAUAGAAGAUACUCAAAUUAUACAAUAAUUGAUGUCCGUAUU